UCUGUCCUCACCUCCAGUCUUGAUCCUUCUAUUUUUCUUAGUCCUUCCUUUUUGUUUUCUCUUGUCAACCCGUCCCCCACAAAAUGCACAAACUAUCAGACUUCCAGUGAAGCGAACGAUGGAUUCACCGAUGACGAGCAAAAUCUGGCUCCGCUGCCACAUGAUGGCCAUGGUGAAGAAGAUCGCGAUUAUAAGUCUGAUGCAGCUUGUAAAGAGGGUCGAUUUGUGGGCGACGAAGUGCAGACCGACUCUUCCGUGAACUCGGAGCCCACUCCUCGGCUCCGACCCGCCCUUUAG
This is a messenger RNA of Protopolystoma xenopodis, 297 nucleotides long. The record is from the annotation of a GenBank genome assembly. Lineage: Eukaryota; Metazoa; Platyhelminthes; Monogenea; Polystomatidea; Polystomatidae.